AAGGCUAAGCCUCAAAGUUACAAUUGAUUCCAUCCGGUAAGCAAUAUUUUUCUUCCAUCUUCUGUUACAAUAAUUAAAAUAUUGUAUCUUGUAGUAUCCUAACAAAACAAUUAUAUGAUAUGAUGCAGGUGGUUAACAUUCCAGGCUUGUGCUUUUAGAGGGCAUGAUGAAUCUCCGGGAUCCAUUAACCGGGGUAAUUUCCUAGAACUGGUAAAACUUUUGGCUUCUUAUAACAAGGAGGUGAAUGAUGUUGUCUUGGAAAAUGCUCCUGGAAACGCAAAGUACACAUCUCAUCAGGUUCAAGAGGAAAUUCUUGCUAUACUUUCUCGAAAGGUGCAAAGAACAAUUAGAGAAGAAAUUGGUGAUAGCAAAUUUUGUAUAAUGGUUGACGAAGCUCGCGAUGAAUCCAAGAAAGAACAAAUGGCGUUGGUCCUUCGGUUUCCUGACACUGAAGGGUUCAUACAGGAGCGUUUUGUUGAUGUCAUUCAUGUGAAUGACACUCUUGCAUUGACUCUCAAAGAGACAAUUUGCACUGUUCUAGCAAAUAACAAUUUAAAUGUGGAAGGUAUCAGAGGUCAGGCCUAUGACGGGGCCAGUAAUAUGCGAGGGGAGUGGAACGGAUUGAAGGCUUUAAUUCUGAAGGCGUGCCCUUAUGCAUAUUACAUUCAUUGUAUGGCGCAUCAGCUUCAGUUAGCCCUUGUUGCAGCAUCACGAGAGGUACAUGAAGUGCAUAAUUUUUUUCAACAUGCCAAUUUUGUCAUAAAUGUUGUUAGUGCUUCACCUAAACGCAAUGAUGAGUUACUAGCAAAUCAAGCUGCCGAAAUUGCCCGUGAAAUUGAACUGGGGGAUCUUGAUACGGGAAAAGGGGCAAACCAGAUAGGUUCUUUACAGAGACCAGCAGACACUAGAUGGAGUUCGCACUUCAAGUCAAUUCGGAGCUUGAGGAAGAUGUUUGGUGCCACAAUUAUAGUCCUACGAAGUAUAGCAAAUGAUCGUUCGGUGACACAAUAUUCCCGUGGAGAUGCUGGAGGCGCCUUAAGGAUAAUUGUUUCUUUUGAUUUUGUGUUCAUUUUGCACCUCAUGGAGAGGAUUAUGAAAAUCACAGAUGUCUUGUGCCAAACACUACAGAAGAAAUCUAUGGACAUUCUGAAUGCAUUAGAUACACUCUCUAACACUAAGGUGCUCCUCGCUGAACUAAGAGAGGAAGGAUGGGAACCUCUCAUCGAGGAGGUUAAGACCUUUUGUGUGAAGCAUGAAGUUGAGAUCCCCGAUAUGAGUCGCAAGUAUGUUGAUGUGACUAAGUCUCGGAAUAAACAUAAUAACAUCACGGUGCUUCACCACUACAAAGCAGAUGUGUUCAAUGUGGCGAUAGAUCAACAACUGGUUGAGCUAAAUGACCGUUUUAGUGUUCAGACUACAGAGCUAAUGACACUCUGUGCAUCCUUGGAUCCAAGGCAUGACUCAUUUGACAUAUCAAAGAUUUGCAGGCUUGUGGACAAAUUCUAUCCAGCGGAUUUUUCUAGUCAAGAGCAGGCUCGCCUGGAGUCACAACUUCCACACUAUCAGCUAGAUGUUUGCAACCAUCCAGAGCUGAAUUCUACGUCAUCACUGGCUGAUUUGACCGUUGCAUUGCAUAAAACAGGUAAAGCCUCUGUGUAUCCAAUGGUUGAUAGAUUAUUGUGCUUGGUCAUCACUCUCCCGGUGUCAACUGCAACUGCGGAGAGAGCUUUUUCAGCAAUGAAGAUUAUCAAGACGCGUCUCCGAAGUAAAAUGGGUGACGAUUUUCUUCGACCUUACAUGGUUGUAUACAUUGGGAAGGAAAUAGCUGCAAAGUUCAAUGUUAACGAGAUUAUUGAUUUGUUUGAUCGACCGGCUGGGGGGCGUAGAUCUGCAUUCAAACUAGUAGAAAUGUAG
Messenger RNA from Triticum aestivum (bread wheat), 1914 nucleotides. RefSeq names its product zinc finger MYM-type protein 1-like. Lineage: Eukaryota; Viridiplantae; Streptophyta; Magnoliopsida; Poales; Poaceae. The record is from RefSeq and is a predicted model, not a curated record. Gene Ontology annotation, molecular function: protein dimerization activity. Bases 382 to 1914 code for a protein of 510 amino acids. The transcript is spliced from 2 exons.